Ylistrum balloti is the source of this 2658-nucleotide messenger RNA. Its product is annotated as 3-hydroxyanthranilate 3,4-dioxygenase-like. The transcript has 10 exons. Gene Ontology annotation, cellular component: cytoplasm. Gene Ontology annotation, molecular function: iron ion binding; 3-hydroxyanthranilate 3,4-dioxygenase activity. Bases 1 to 894 code for a protein of 297 amino acids. NCBI's taxonomy places the organism in Eukaryota, Metazoa, Mollusca, Bivalvia, Pectinida, Pectinidae. The record is from RefSeq and is a predicted model, not a curated record. Gene Ontology annotation, biological process: 'de novo' NAD+ biosynthetic process from L-tryptophan; quinolinate metabolic process.
AUGACUACUACGACUGUUAACGCACCUGUCCACUACAACACGGACAAAUGGAUCGAGGAGAACCAGAAAUUCUUCCUCCCACCUGUGUGCAACAAAAUGAUGCACAAUGAAGGACAGAUGAAACUGUUCUAUGUGGGGGGACCAAACCAGAGGAAAGACUAUCAUAUAGAGGAGGGUGAGGAGCUGUUCUACAUGAUAAAAGGGGACAUGUGUCUGAAAGUGGUGGAGCACAACAAACAUAGGGACAUUCACAUUAAAGAAGGACAGAUUUUCCUGUUACCAUCCAGAGUAGCCCAUUCACCUCAGAGACAAUCUGACACCAUCGGCAUGGUGAUAGAAAGGGAAAGGGACCAGAAAGAGAUGGAUGGCCUCAGAUAUUACAUAGAGAAGGAUGGUGCCUCAACUUUAGAAUCUCUGUAUGAGGAGUGGUUCCACUGUGAAGACCUUGGUGUGCAACUCGCACCAAUAAUAAAAAAGUACUUUGCAUCUGAAGAGUUCAAGACAGGACGACCCACUGGUACUAUUCCAGACCCUCCUUUUAAUCUGGAUGCAACAGUAGAAUUAGAGGAACCUUUCAGUCUGAAGGAUUGGAUUGAUAGGAAUCGUGAGGAGCUGGAUGGUAAAGGCAUGGUCAACAUGUUUGGCAAAGAUAGGCAGUUUGAGGUCAAUGUUUAUGGAAAGGGUGAGAAUACAGGGAAAUGUGAUAAUGCUGAAAUUUUCAUUUGGCAGCUGGAGGGAAAUUCUACUGCGAAUGUCGAUGGAAAAGAAUUUCAUUUGACUUGUAAUGACUCCCUCCUUGUUCCAAUAGGAAAGAGUUAUACAUCCAAGCGAGGAACAGGAUCUGUGGCCCUAAUCUGCUUCCAGGACCCUACUCGUAAGGACGUGCGGCAGUAGCAAUGUCAAGGAUAUAUUUACCUUGAAGUGGCAGAGUCAGUGUUCUUCACAAACUUGAUAAGUGGAUUGUGACCUUCACAUCUGAUCAAUCAAAGACAAGGUUUCAAUAUCAAGGUUAGUUGAAGGUAACACUUCAACAAUCAGUAUGUCAGGAUAAGCCUGACUGAAACAGUAUUAUUUUUAUUGGUUGUGGUACUCUGUAUUCUUUAUUACUGACAUGAAUUAGGAAUACAAGUCAAAACUGAUUUUCACUUAAAACAUUCUUUGUAUUUUUAAUUAUUUCUGUUCAUUCAUCAAUUUCACUAAUACUGUUGUCUUAAUUAUCAAAUGUAUUUGACCUUAUGGCAAAAUUGUAAAAUUGUAACUUGGCCACUGUAAAUGUUUUUUUACAACAACUUCUUUCAAUACCUAUACAAAAUACAUUACAGAAUAUGUAUAUUUGAUCAUCAUUGUUGCUCAUACUUUCACAUUCCAUUGGUACUGCUAUUCAGUGUUGUAGUAAUAACUGGUAAGGUGCAUAUGUAAAUCUAAACACAAAGUGGUGAUCAGAACAAUUACAAAUUGAGAUGUCUUUCAAACGAUGUAGAACUUUUAAUUUAGUGACUGCAUCUUGGGUCUGUCUUUCUGUCUGUCUUACUUCAGUUUCCUGGUGAUACCUUGGGUCUGUCUUUCUGUCUGUGUUACUUCAGUUUCCUGGUGAUAUCUUGGGUCUGGAUUUCUGUCCAUUACACUUUAGUUUCCUGGUGAUACCUUGUGUCUGUCUUUCUGUCUGUCACACUUGUUUCCUGGUGAUACCUUGGGUCUGUCUUUCUGUCUGUCUUACUUCAGUUUCUUGGUGAUACCUUGGGUCUGUCUUUCUGUCUGUCUUACUUCAGUUUCUUGGUGAUACCUUGGGUCUGACUUUCUGUCUGUCUUACUUCAGUUUCCUGGUGAUACCAUGGGUCUGUCUUUCUGUCCAUUACACUUUAGUUUCCUGGUGAUACCUUGGGUCUGUCUUUCUGUCUGUCUUACUUCAGUUUCUUGGUGAUACCUUGGGUCUGUCUUUCUGUCUGUCUUACUUCAGUUUCCUGGUGAUAACUUGGGUCUGUCUUUCUCUCUGUCUUACUUCAGUAUCCUGGUGAUACCUUGGGUCUGUCUUUCUGUCCAUUACACUUUAGUUUCCUGGUGACACCUUGGGUCUGUCUUUUUGUCUGUCUUACAUCAGUUUCCUGGUGAUACGUUGGGUCUGUCUUUCUGUCUGUCUUACUUCAGUUUCCUGGUGAUACCCAGGGUCUGUCUUUCUGUCCAUUACACUUCAGUUUCCUGGUGAUACCUUUGGUCUGUCUUUCUGUCUGUCACUCUUCAAUUUUUCAUUGUGAUGGCUUGAGUUUGACCAUCACCAUUCAGUUCCUAUGUGAUAGCUUCAUUGAAAAUUAUUAAUGUAUCUUUGUAAUCUUUGGAUAUUGAUGUGUCUGUUAAUGUGCUGUAGUGACAAUAGUAUGGUAGAAGGAAUCAGUUUAUCAUCACCAGUAUAUAUUUUCUGUUCCUGGUGUUAUAUAUUACAUGAUCACCUGUUUACACUGUUAUCUGGUGUUAUAUAUUGAUAUAAUAUUAUAAUGUUUUUAAGGACUUUGAUUAAUGUUGUUUUAUAUCAGUUCUCCUGUAAUACAGUAGAUAUGGAAAGGUGAACCUGUUGUUUUUUGAAAGGAUACUCGUUUUGUAAUACUAGCAUUUUUUAUUUUAAUCAGUUUUGCAAAGACAAUAAACAGAUAUUUUAUAAAAGUU